Molecule: messenger RNA, 1388 nt
Organism: Cajanus cajan (pigeon pea)
Lineage: Eukaryota; Viridiplantae; Streptophyta; Magnoliopsida; Fabales; Fabaceae
Product: 2-aminoethanethiol dioxygenase, putative (DUF1637)
Molecular function (GO): oxidoreductase activity, acting on single donors with incorporation of molecular oxygen, incorporation of two atoms of oxygen
Source: RefSeq, a predicted model, not a curated record
UUAUUGAUUCGGAUGAAAUUUCGGCUUUGCGUUCGGAGGUUGUAGCAAGAUUCAAAUAAUAAUUAUGUCUUCAAAAUUACGACAAUCAUUAUCUGAUAAGCUGAGGGUAGUUAUAGAGAACAAGGACAUGGUUUUCUCUUCAUUUCGAAGAUACCUUAGUAUGAAGGGUGAAAGCUCCAAGGUUCAGACUUUAUAUGACCACUGCAAAACCAUCUUAUCGCCCACUGGAGCACCCCCUCCCUCUUUCCAAGCUUUGCAGAAGCUCUCUUCAAUUCUGGACAGUAUUCAACCUGCUGAUGUUGGCCUUAAAGAGGAAACUGCAGACGAUGAUCGAGGGCAUGGGUUUUUUGGUGCUAACCUACUUAAUAGAGUGGAUCGAUGGGCUCAACCAAUAACAUAUGUGGACAUUCAUGAAUGUGAUAGUUUUACGAUGUGUAUAUUCUGUUUCCCAACUUCUUCGGUUAUUCCACUCCAUGACCAUCCUGGGAUGACUGUAUUUAGCAAACUUCUCUAUGGCUCUUUGCAUGUAAAAGCUUAUGACUGGGUUGAGCCUCCCUGCAUUGUUGAAAGCAAAGGACCAGGAUUUUCUCAAGUAAGACUAGCAAAGUUAGCAGUUGAUAAGGUCUUGAAUGCACCGUGUGAGACAUCGGUUUUAUAUCCCAAACAUGGUGGAAAUCUGCACUGUUUCACAGCAGUAACACCUUGUGCUAUGCUAGAUGUUCUCACGCCUCCUUACAGCGAAGAUGAAGGAAGGAAGUGUACAUUCUAUCAUGAUUAUCCUUAUUCAGCAUUCUGAAUUGAGAAUCCUUUAUAGAAUUCAGACAUUCUUUUAAGGAGGAAGUGAGUCCAAUAUGAGAUUUCCAUGAGUGAUAUUCUCUCUGACUCUGCAGCAGCUGGAAGUGCACCUAUAUGUGAUGGGGAAGAGGAGGAAUAUGCUUGGCUUGCAGAGUUAGAAUCACCUAGUGAUCUUUAUAUGCGCCAGGGGGUAUAUGCUGGUCCAGCUAUUCAGAUUUAGCUCUCUUGUUUGGAUUUUAAAGCAAUUGUACGUUUCCAGUUAAGGGUGGUUGAUAUUAAUUUCUUGAAAUAUGCGUAUCCCAUUUUGUUCCUGGAAGCUAGCGACAUGAGGCUCUAAAAUGUUGAUGGAUGGCAUGUUCUGGUUAAUUUAUGCCUCCUUUUGCUUGAUGCAUAUUUUGUGCAGAGAUUUUGAUACAUAAAUCUGCAGUUUCUCAUUAGCUAGGAAUAACAUAGCUUUUGCUAUAGUGGCCAUUGUGUAUAAUUUCAUGUUUCCUUGCUAGUCUUUAUGCAUUUGCAAUUUUAUUUUAUUUAUCAUGAAAACGGAUCUUGGUAACUGAAUUUACUAAUAUGAACGAGCUUUUUAAUCAUUGUAA